Molecule: messenger RNA, 1819 nt
Organism: Pyrus x bretschneideri (Chinese white pear)
Lineage: Eukaryota; Viridiplantae; Streptophyta; Magnoliopsida; Rosales; Rosaceae
Product: cytochrome P450 72A397-like
Exons: 5
Coding region: 24-1595 (523 amino acids)
Molecular function (GO): iron ion binding; oxidoreductase activity, acting on paired donors, with incorporation or reduction of molecular oxygen; monooxygenase activity
Source: RefSeq, a predicted model, not a curated record
AAACAAUCUCAGUUUUAUUUAGUAUGGAAGAAUAUGUACUGCUAUUAUGUUCUCUUGCAUUUGUUCUGCUGCUCUAUGGUGCUGCUAGGGUUUCCUACUCCAUUUUUUGGAAACCCAAGUGGCUAGAGAGGCAGCUGAAGCGACAAGGGAUUAGAGGCACCCCUUACAGGCCACUCAUUGGAGACAUGAAGGAGUUUGUUAGGCUGAUCAAGGAAGCAUGGUCCAAGCCUAUGAGCUUAACUCACCAGAUUGCCUCACGUGUCGAACCGUUCACCUCAACUAUCAUGCAGAAAUAUGGCAAAAUAUCAAUGUAUUGGGUUGGGACAACACCAAGAUUGAUCAUCAUGGACACAGAGCUGAUGAAAGAAAUUCUGUUGAACAAGCAAGGCCAUUUCGGUAAGCCGCCAUUGAAUCCAUUGAUUCUCAUUCUGACGAGAGGACUUGCAAGUCUAGAGGGUGAGAAAUGGACCAAACACAGAAGAAUUAUCAAUCCUGCUUUCCACAUAGAACGACUUAAGGAAAUGAAAUCGGUUUUCGUAGUCAGUUGUCACGAAAUGAUAGAGCAGUGGAAGAGGGUGGUUCCCCUUGGAGGAGGAGGAAGUUUUGAAAUGGAUAUCUGGCCUGAGAUCCAAAAGCUUAGUGCAGAUGUUAUUUCUCGAGCAGCGUUUGGAAGCACGUACGAAGAAGGGAAGAAGGUUUUCGAGCUUCAGAAAGAGCUUCUAGUGCUGACAUUUGAAGCAAUGACUACUUUGUACAUUCCUGGUUUCAGAUUUGUUCCAACAGAAAAGAACCAAAGGAGAAAGAAAUUGGCCAAAGACAUCACGUCAAUGCUGCGAAACAUAAUCGAGAAGAAAAUGAACACGAUGAGGGCUGGGGAAUCAAGGGUUGAUGACUUGCUAGGAGUGCUGUUGCAGUCUAAUAACCAGAAGGAUUCAUCAGAAAAUCCAAGCAAUACGAAAAUCAAUGAGACGUUGACAAUCGAAGAGGUGAUAGAGGAGUGCAAGCAGUUUUAUCUUGCUGGCCAAGAAACCACCUCAAGCUGGAUAACAUGGACCCUGAUUGUCUUAGCUAUGCACCCAGACUGGCAAGAAAAGGCAAGGCACGAAGUCCUUCGAGUUUGUGGGAAAAAGGAACCCGAUUUUGCAGCUAUAAGCCACCUCAAAAUUGUAACCAUGAUACUUAAUGAAGUUUUAAGGCUGUACCCACCGGCGAUUGCAGGAUACCAACACACUUACAAAGAAACGAAAAUAGGAGAUAUCAUUGUUCCAGCAGGAGUUGACAUUACUCUCCCAACCCUACUGAUUCACCAUGAUCCUGGCCUGUGGGGUGAUGAUGCAGGGGAAUUCAAACCGGAGAGAUUCUCAGAAGGAGUGUCCAAGGCAACGAAGGACCACCAGCAGGCGUUCUUUCCAUUCGGAUGGGGCCCAAGGACCUGCAUCGGCCAGAACUUUGCAAUAAUGGAAGCAGAGGUUGCUCUAGCUAUGCUUCUGCGACACUUCUCGUUCGAGCUCUCGCCUUCCUAUACUCAUGCUCCAUAUACGGUUACCAUUCUUCAACCACAACAUGGAGCUCUAAUCACAUUGCACCAAAUCUAGGGAGGGUUAUCUAAAUUUCGGUUUCAAUAAUGUAAUUUGAAAUCACAAACUGUGUGGCCUUUACAUUUCAACAGUGUGUUCUUCAUAGUGAAGAAGUCAAGAUGUAGGGUUUGCUUAUUAAGUUCAGUGUCUUCUUAGAGUCCAAAUAAACAAAUCACCACCACCAUUAGGAUCGUUUGUCCCAGUAAUUAUGGAUUAAGAAAAAUGCAUUCGAAUUAUGAGAA